Messenger RNA from Tachyglossus aculeatus (Australian echidna), 750 nucleotides. RefSeq names its product olfactory receptor 5V1-like. Gene Ontology annotation, cellular component: membrane. Bases 1 to 750 code for a protein of 249 amino acids. Lineage: Eukaryota; Metazoa; Chordata; Mammalia; Monotremata; Tachyglossidae. The record is from RefSeq and is a predicted model, not a curated record. Gene Ontology annotation, molecular function: olfactory receptor activity. Gene Ontology annotation, biological process: G protein-coupled receptor signaling pathway. The transcript is spliced from 2 exons.
AUGGACAACCAAACCACUGUGAAUGAGUUCAUCCUCCUGACUGAUGACCCCCAUAGCCAACCUUUCCUCUUCCUGGUCUUCUUCCUGAUUUAUGGGAUCAACCUAAUGGGGAACCUGCUGACUAUGUUGGUGAUCCAGAUUGGCCCUCACCUCCCCACCUCCAUUUACAUUUUCCUGAAUUUUCUUCCUCUUCCUGUUGACCUCCGUCAAGAUCUACCUGUUGACCGCCAUGGCGUAUUACUGUUACUGGGCGAGCUGCCAGCCAUUAUGCUACACUGGAAGCUUGGCCUUAUAACUCUAGCUGGUUCGUGGAGCUUGGCUAGUGGGGUCGUCAAUGUGGUGGUCAACACCCUCCCAGUGUUGUGUUUAGACUUCUGCGGGCCCAAUCAGAAUCCCCACUUCAACUGUGAGUUGGAAUUGCCCCCACUGUUACAGAUCUCGUGCUCCAAUACCUUUGCCAGUGAAAUGGAUAGCCUCUCCCUGGGGGUUUCGCUGGGACUCGUCUCCUUCCUGCUCACCCUCAUCUCCUACAUUCGCCUCAUCUCCGCCCUCUUCCAGAUCCGCUCCUCCUGUGGCCAUGGCAAAACCAUUUCCACCUGCUUCUCCCAACUGACUGUCAUCCUUCUGUUCUACAGGACUGCGUUCUUCCAGUACCUGAGGACCCCCUCGGCACCCACCCCCAUGGCUCUGGACUGGGUGGUCUCCGUUCAGUACAGUAUCCUCACGCCUAUGUUGAAUGCCAUAAUUUAA